Molecule: messenger RNA, 4275 nt
Organism: Radiomyces spectabilis
Lineage: Eukaryota; Fungi; Mucoromycota; Mucoromycetes; Mucorales; Radiomycetaceae
Exons: 6
Coding region: 1-4275 (1424 amino acids)
Cellular component (GO): membrane
Molecular function (GO): P-type transmembrane transporter activity; ATP hydrolysis activity; ATP binding
Source: RefSeq, a predicted model, not a curated record
AUGAAGCAAUUAAGUGUACCACUUGCGUUGCUCUAUACAUUGACUUUAUUGCCAUCAUUAGUAUGGUCCAUUCCUGCGUGGAAUGAAGUCAAUGGCCAUUAUCCCAAUGGCACACAAUGUCCCUUACCGACCUACUUUGAUUAUCCUUGUCCUCUAUUAUGUGUGAGAGAAGUUUCACAAUGUCCUCAAAGCUUGCAACCUUCCUGUCCACCUGGACAAACUUGGUGUGUUGACGGUCAAUGUCGUGAAUCAUGCCCUAGUGAUCUCGAAUCCAAAUGUGCCUGUCCUGGUGCACCGGCCUUGGUCGGUAACGUUUAUCCUUGUGCACCUAAUCAGCACGUCGACAUUCAAAACUUUGUGGCCAAUGAUAAGGAUGCUCUAAGCUUGAAAGCUUGCUCGGCUGAUGCUGGCUUGGAUGGUACUCCUGCUUGGGAAUCCAACCCUCAAUCGAUCAUGUGGGGCAACUGUCCUACGCCUGAUUAUGGCGCUUUGAAUUUCCAUGAACCUAUCUUUAUUGCUCUCUUUGUCUUCUAUGGCUCAUGCGCUGGUUUCUUGAUCAUCUGGACUUUAUACAAGUCGGCUCGUGAAAAGGUGAUUAAGGCGAACUAUCACAAAAUUCGUGAGCGCCGUAUGGAAGAAUAUCGUGAGCGAGCUUCCGAUUCAGUUGAUGAGAAAAAGGCCGCCAAUGUCGAGGCUGGCGAAAAGCAUCGGGAUCAAUCGCAACCUCCCACUACUGAUGGCCGUUCCACUAUGUCCUCUAUUGAAAACGAAGAGGAAAGAAUGAUUAUCAAGGCCUACAAGCGUGAUUACCUUGGCUCUUUCUUCUUUAUUUGCUACAUCUUGCAAACUAUUGGCAUGCUCUGUUACUUGAUUACCGUCGUCUACGACUACUAUCACGACUAUCUCAUGUUCAAGGGUGACCAAGUGGUUCAAUCCAGUACCUUCAUUGGUCAAUGGUAUGUCAACUUUAUUUGGUUUGCUUGCUUGACCAUCUUCAAGAGCCGCAUUCCCAACUUCUUCCGCAUCCAAUGUACCUAUGCUGAGGGUCAUUACGUUCAGGUCGAAAAAAUGGAACCAGCCAUUAUUUUCCUUGAAGAUGAUGAUAUUAUCAUGGAUUCUGUUCGCUGGCUCGAAAAGACAUUCAAGCAUUUCUUUGGCCUUGAUGUUGUUGUAACCACCGCUUCAUUGGAGAAGACCCGGUCUGGCACCAAGUACUUCAUCUACCAAUGUACCCGUUAUGUCUAUCAUCCUGAAACCCAACUGUUUUCUCCUCAUGCAUUCAACUUGGGUGAUACCCCGGCUGAAUUGGCAAGCCUCAAGGAUGGUCUCAGCACUGAAGAAGCUGCCAAGCGUGAAGAACUGAUUGGUACCAACUUCAUUGAAGUGUAUGUCCCCAACUUCGCUAUGGCUGUGCUCCGCGAAUUCUCGUCCUUCUUCUACAUUUACCAAUUCAAUGCUCUUUGGCUCUUCUACUACUUCGCCUAUUGGCAAGUAGGUGUGGCCGAUACUGCUGUCAUUCUGGUCUCUGCUUUCGUCAAGGUGGUGGUGCGUUUGCGGUCCGAACUCCGUAUCAAGAAGAUGGCUGAAUUUACCGAUAAAGUCAACAUUCUUCGUGACGGUAAAUGGCAAGAAAUGUCGACCGCCGACCUUGUGCCUGGUGAUGUGUUCGAAGUUGAUGAAAGCAAGACUACCCCCUGUGAUGCCGUUAUCCUUAGUGGUAACAUUGUGGCGGAUGAAUCAUCGUUGACCGGUGAACCUUUGCCCAUCCGAAAGUUCCCUCUUCGAGAUAACGAUCAUGCUACCUAUGAUCGUAUGGGCGCUGGCAAGAUCUCCACCAUCUUCUCUGGUACUAUCAUUUCUCAGGCUCAGCCGGAUCACGGUCGUCGUGUAUGCGCUCUCGUCACCCAAACUGGUACUGCCACUGAUAAGGGUGAACUUGUCAAGAAGAUUCUGUUCCCUACUCGUGUUUCCUUUGUCUUUGACGAACAGAUCAAGAUUGUCAUUUUGGUCUUGCUUUGCUGUGGUCUUAUCUGCCUUGGUCUUGCUAUCUGGCUCUACACCAGUGGUACCAGCGCUUGGUUCUACGCCAUGUUUGCCAUUUGUCAACUGGUUUCGCCUUUGCUUCCUGCUGCCUUGGUCGUUGGUCAAUCUGUUGCCGCUGGUCGUUUGAGCAGCAAGAAGAUCUUCUGUGUUGACUUGCCCCGUAUCUUGAUGGCUGGCAAGGUUCAGCUUUUCUGUUUCGAUAAGACUGGUACUUUGACCAAGGAAGGUCUUGAAUUCUACGGUGCCCAGCCCAUCAAGAACGUGGACAACGUCGUUGAACAGCGUGCCAAUGGUGUUACUCCUGAAUUCGAUGCUCACUGCGAAAACAUUCAAGACAUUCCUCGUUUGAUGCAAAUUGCUUUGGCUACUUGUCACGCUGUCACGACCUUGAACGGUCAGUUCAUUGGUAACCCUGUCGAUAUUGAAAUGUUCCGUUCUUCCAAGUGGACGCUUCAAGAUAUCAACGAUGACAAUGAAGAAUAUGUUGACACGCUUGCUCCUCCUGUGGAUGCUCCCGGUGACAUCAAGGCUCAUGUUCACGUUUUGAAACGCUUUGAAUUUGUUCACGCCAGAAUGUCCAUGUCCGUUGCCGUUCUUGAUACACACACCAACAAGAUCCAUAUCUUUGUCAAGGGUGCUUACGAGAAGAUCAAGGAUCUUUCCACUCCCGACUCUGUUCCCGCCGACUAUGACCGCGCCACGGCUGAUCUUGCCCGCCACGGUUGCUAUGUGCUUGCCCUCGCUCAUCGUGAAAUCCAUCUUGACCAGAUUGGCGGCAUGGAAGGUUUCCGUGAAUGGACUCGCGACCAAAUGGAAGAAGAAAUUAACUUUAUCGGUUUGAUCGUGUUCAAGAACCAGUUGAAGCCUGAUACUACUGAAAACAUUGCUGAACUCAAGCGUGGUGCUACCCGUACCAUCAUGAUUACUGGUGAUACCGCUCUUACUGGUGUUUACAUUGCUCGUCAGUGUGGUAUGGCCGAAUCUGGUGCCAAGGUCUUGCUUGGUGAUGUGGACAAACGUACUGAUCGCUUGGUGUGGACCGAUGUCGAUGAACCCGAAACCUUCUCUGAUGUCAACGUUGAUGAAUAUCUGUAUAACAAGAACCAUACUCCUGUGGAACUUGCUGUUACCGGCAAGGCUUUCAACUGGUUGGUUGACCAUGAUUUGAUUCGCAAGUAUCUUUUGGACAUUCGUGUGUUCGCUCGUAUGACCCCCAAUGGCAAAGUGCAAUGUAUCCAACUUCACAUGGAACGUGGUAUUACGGCUAUGACUGGUGACGGUGGUAACGAUUGUGGUGCUCUGCGUGCUGCCCACGUGGGUAUUGCUAUGUCGGAUGCCGAAGCUUCCAUUGUGUCUCCUUUCAGUACCAGUAUCCGUAGUGUCAGCUCCUGUGUGGAGUUGAUUCGUCAAGGUAGAGCCGCUUUGGCCACCUCUUUGACCGGUUACAAGUACCUUAUCUUGUAUGGUCAAGUUAUGAUGAUGCUCAAGAUCUAUACUUUCUACUUCUCCGUGACCAUGGGUCAAAAUGUGUGGAUUGCUAUUGAUGUGUUUAUCACCGUGUUUAUGACCUGGGCUGUGUCUCAGUCAAAGGCCGCUUCCCAUCUCCAUGAUCAACGUCCUACCGCUCGCUUACUGGGUCCUCAGACUUUGGCCUCUGGUAUGGGUUUGGUUGCCAUCAACUGGCUCUUCCUUAUCGGUGCUUUUGUUAUGUUAUUCAAGCAAGACUGGUUCCGCUGCAAUGAAUUCGAUGCAUUGGCUGUCGAUUUGUCCAAGUGGUGGUUGUUGGCAGAUAACUACGAAGCUGAAGUCCUCGCUUUGGUGUGUCUCUUCCAGUUUAUCAACAACGCUGCGGUAUUCAACUUUGGUUACAAGUUCCGUCGAAGCUUCUGGCGCAACUAUCCUCUUGUGUUCUUGUGGUUGCUCUACAUUGCUAUCGUUUCUUACUGGACUUUGGCAGGCCCCAACCGUUUCGGUUGUCUCUUCCGUUUCAACUGCGGUACCAAGAGUGUUCUUGAAUCCAUGGGUUACACGCCACCUCCCACCAACAUUGAACCCUAUAACACACCACUUGGUCAUAACGUGAUGCCGUGGGACUUCCGUUGGAAGUUGUGGGGUAUCUGUGUUGCCAACAUGGCCGCUGCUUUAGGCUACGAGAAGUUCAUCGUUCUUGGUCCUAUCCAUACCUAUUUGGCCAAGAAGUUCCCUGUUGAUCGUUUGCAAGUGAAGAAAUAA